Messenger RNA from Capronia epimyces CBS 606.96, 588 nucleotides. RefSeq lists its product as uncharacterized. Bases 1 to 588 code for a protein of 195 amino acids. The transcript has a single exon. The record is from RefSeq and is a predicted model, not a curated record. NCBI's taxonomy places the organism in Eukaryota, Fungi, Ascomycota, Eurotiomycetes, Chaetothyriales, Herpotrichiellaceae.
AUGGACAUCGCCGGUCGUCAACAGCUCCGUGCCGCUCAAAAAGAAGACACGCAGUUUGAAGUCGAAGCUGGAUCAGCCGCCCCCGCCGCCGCAACAAUAGCACCGGACCUAUGCGGCAUCUUCAUGACGAAAGAUAACAGUGAAGUUUCCCCUCUGGCUGCGGCGUCCGUUUCUCCGUUCCCUCAGGCCUCCUCCGGUUCUACAUCAACAGGAACAGAAGAUUGUCUGAUCUCCCACGCAAACAACACCGUUUUUACUGCCCUGUUUAAAAACGGCCGUAUCCUGGGCCUUCCCUGCAGCAGUCAGAUCUCCUGGAAGUCGAAUUUCCGACCCGGAAUCCCUCCACCACUUCAACCGACAGUUUUGCAAAUGACGACAAUGCACACUUCUUGGAUCGAUCGCUUUCCAUUCCCACAUAUGCGCGACAACUUCAUCAAGUUGAGUGCGAUAAUUGAUGAGGAGGAAUUCUUGCAGACCCUCUUCGACACGCAUAGCUUCACCAUCGUGCCUGGCACCAUGAGCUGGGACCCAAAUGGCUGGAUCAUGAGUAAGGAAUUUGCUGAUAAAUGGGGAUAUCUAUUCUACUAA